AUGGAUAACCACCCUGCUAAUCCUGAGUCAAAUACUGAAUUAAACCUUAAGAAGGAUGUUUCUAAAAGUCAGGACGAUAAACACCAGCAUGUAGAGGCUUCAGUUGGACAUCUUACCUCUGAAUUUGUACAUUUAGACCAAAAUUUAAUGAUGAAAACAUCUAGAUCAGUCGAUUCAAAAAAUGAGAUGAAUAGGAUCGAUAAGAAAAGCCUGACAGAGCAGAAUAUUGAGUCUGGAGAGAUAGUUCCUCUCUCACAAGGAAUUCAAUCAACUUGUCUCUCAAAUCAGAGCAAUCUGAGUGACAAUGAAGGAGAAGAGACAAGCCAAACUGCUAUGAAGAAGGCAGGAUCAACCUCAAUAAACUCAGACACAUUUAGUUAUGACUUGUCUCCAUGGAAAAAGGAUUUCAAAUCUAUCGAGAUUAAACCAAUCAGGAAUUUGCUUCCUGAGUUUGAGACUUCCUCUCUUAGCAGUCAGUAUAGAAGCAAUGGAGCCACUUUAAGCAAGAAUUGCUCCCCAUGAGUUGGUGGCAUGACUGGAUCUUCUCAAUCUAAUUCAUCAGUAAAACCAUCAAACCUCAAAGGACUUAUCCGGGAGUUUAAGAAAUAUUUUAUCAAAGAUUUCAGAUCUUUUGAAAAAGAGAGAACAUGUCCAAAACCGGUAAAUAACUUACCAUUUUGUAAAGCAUUACAAAACUAUCUCGAAGUGAAGAUGAAGGGGAUGCUAGCCGCCGACUCGAGCCAUGCUAGCCAGGGUAGAUGUAGCAUGCAUUACUCCUUAGGGCUGUUGAUAAAUCCAAAAUUUGUUCUCUCAUGUACACACUCCGAUAAUUCAUGAACAGCAGGCCAGAAUGAAUGAAAAAUCCUUAUCCAAGACCUGCUAUUAAAAUGAACUAUCAACAGGAUAGGUGAAUAUUUCAAAUGUGAUAAUACCAAGGCUUUGUUCCUCCACUUCUGAGAGAAAAAUGCUCAAUGCCUCUCGAAGUACGGAGCAGAAGAUUCUCUUGUAAGAAGUCUCUUCUAAAACACUGCUAUAAGCAACUAAUUCAUCUUUUUAUAAAUAUUACUUCAAAUAACUUCAUCAAUGGGCCUUCUAAACUCUUAGUUUACCACUUUAGGCUAUAGUUUUUACUGUUUUGGAAAAUAGCUCUGUACAGUUCUUCUAAAAGACAGAACGAAUCAUCUGUCUUUUCUCUAUUUCUUCCCUUUUAAGCUUGCUGCUAUCAAAUGGUUGGGCUUUCAAAGUAAUCUUAAGCCAUUAGGCUUCCAUUUUAAGACCUCUUGAUGCGUAUUCCUAGAUCUACUUUCAUUAAGUUUGCAUACAUUUCUGUGCCUUGAGUUUUCCCAUGCUAAAAUAAUUUUAUAAAAUUAUUAUGGAGGACUUAUUCUGAAAAAUAUUCAAAUUCUUUAGUCUAAAAGCUACUACUUUGGUUUAUAAUGACUGCUAGAUUUGCUACAGCCUUUUGAGUAGACCAGGCUAACCAAUGAUGUCAAUGUUAAGGAUUAUAAUCAUGAAAAGAGGAGGAGGUAUCGGCAAUCUUCUCAAUUGGAUAUUUACUAGCUUUUUUUGCAAAUCUGACAGACUUGGGGAUGACAAGACUAGGUAGAUCGCUAAACUCAUUCCAUUUUGAUAGAUAUGUUGACUCUUUGAGGUACAUAUCACCAUUCAAUAUCAAUCUAUCUUUGAGAAAAGGGAAUAUUUUCAAAAAUAUCCACAAUUUUAAAUAGAAGAAAAUUGUCAUAAACUAUCAUUAGGGCUCUCUAACUAUCUAUGAAGACCAGGAUAUAAUUAUAAGAAUUCUUUCAGCGCUUUCAAUAAGUCCUCAGUCGGAUUUUUUGUGAAUAUUUUUGACCAGAAUUGGGAGCAUUCUCUCGAACCUCAUCCAUGAGGCCUCUUUGUUGAUCCAUUUGAUAAAAGUACUUAAAAUUGGAGCUACUCGGCUAAAUACUCUAACUCCUACUAGUUUUGGAGUGUUCUUGGUCUGAAUAGUAGCACUCAGUCAUGGUUGUCCAUUCAUAUUUUAUUUGUUAAUGCUAGAAGCCAUCUAAAAGCUCUGUUAAGAGCAGGAACAUAACGUUAAACAAGAUAGAUCUCUUCAAGCAAGUACUGUAUAUAAAUCUAGAGGAAAAGUAAGUUGAAGAAAGCACCUGAAGUACCCUAAAAUAGGAAUUUGGUUGCUCUGAGUUGGUGUAUAUCAUUAAAUCUUUAAUAGUAUUAUCAUGAAUUUGAUUGUUUGAUUAUUUGUAAUGAGAUAAAGAUCCAUACGGCCUUUCUUACACACACCAAUUUAAGCAUCACUAUUUUUGGAUUUUAUAUCAAAAUUUGGCUAACCUGGGAAUUAGACCCUGAUAAACAGAGGGAGAAAAAUACCUCUAGGAGUAGUCUCUGUAAGGAGCCAAGAUCAGGAUACCUGAAGCUGAGAUACACAUCAAUAUAGAAUAAGGGUUACUUCUAUCAAUGCAUAUUCACAAUUAAUACAUUGAUCAUGCAAAUUUUGAGGAAGCCUUGCAAACUUUUGAAUUUUCAAAAAACUUUCCUUAACUCUGGGUGUUAAAAGAUCCCUCAAGGCUAUAGUGUUUGCUUUGUGAAUGCUUCUGUGAGAUAAUAUUUGACAUUUUUGGAAUACAGUAAAGAUAUCCAAAUACUCGGCAAUUUUUCACAUCAAAAAAGCCCACCAAAAUUUUGUUGUAAUGAAGUUUUCCUUCUUCUGAAAUAAGCCACAUAGCAUAGAUAUCAAAUCUGAAGGUAAAAGUUACUUGGAGGAAACUCAAUUUCCCGCAUAGCAUAAGAUUUAUCAUCUUUGUACCAAAAUGACUGUAUUUCUCCACGAUCAUGAGGAGGGGUGAUCCUAAUCGGUUUAGCAACUAGUAAGUGUAUCAUUCUAAAGAAC
Molecule: messenger RNA, 2890 nt
Organism: Moneuplotes crassus
Lineage: Eukaryota; Ciliophora; Spirotrichea; Euplotida; Euplotidae
Source: the annotation of a GenBank genome assembly